CUGACUGAGCAUCAUGUACUAGUGUGAAGAGCUAGAUAUCUGCCCUUGUAUCAUUAUACAUUAACAGAAUCAAUGUUACGUCAUGUAUAGAUUGGUUAUAUCGACUAUUACAGCACGGCGUCAACAGCCUACCACAGUGAGCACACCUGUUUACUCCAGGUAAACACAGGGUUGUAAAUAACGGACCCCCAGGUCGCGUUCUCAUUCUCGGGUGUCAUUGGAUUACAGUUGAUCAGGGUUAAUGCAUGAACAGAACACAACUGAAGAUUGCCUGUCUCGCGUUUACAGUAAAUAAACAACAAUAUAUGUACUGACUACUACAAGACAAGAUGACAUCACCUGCGCGAGCCCCUUCGACCAUGUCCGACAUCGUGCUGGAGGCAGAGAGCCAGCUCCCCGAGGACUUCAACCCCUGCGUCACCGACACCUUCCUGGCAGUGCCGACUGCAGGCAUCGUCGUCGUGCCGUGGAGAGUGUUCCAAAUAUUCCCAGAGAUUGUACAUCCGAAAUUCCGGACUGUUGAUGACGAAAUCGUGUACGACGGUGACGUUAACAUCCUCAUGAGUGCAGCGUCGUUGUCAACGUCGGACCGGGGAUACAUGGAGGAACUCACACAGUCAUGGGUUAUUAAAGUUUCAACGGAGGAGGAGCUGGACACAGUGACGGGUCGUCUUUCCGCCUUCCCCUCCUUGCUGUGUGUUACUCUGACAAUCCGCAACGUCAUGGAAGACAAUUCAGAAAUACCCAUGGUCAUCUUCAUCAGCCCCGAGGCAAACUGCAUGAAGAACCUCACCUCCAAACUGGCCGACGUGAAAGAAGGAUUCGGGAAUGGCAAAAAGUUUUCAUUGGAGGUUGAUCUCGGCCCAUCGUUACAACAGUGGGGCAAGACAGUCUUGAGAAGAGAGUUCUUGAGCGUUGGAGGAAGAUUCUGUGUCACGAGUGGCGCCAUCUUUAAUCACGUGUUUGACUGGAAUAACAUACUGGGUUGUGUCCCUUGCCUGCCGUGUGGUGUGAUCGGCUCAUCUGCUUAUCGGAUCCACAGAAAGAUAAAUUACCAAGAUGAGAUCUUCGAUACAAUACAGGAUAUCGUCAUCAUUGGGACGAAAGGCUUGGACUUGUCAACGCAACAGGAAGCUGUGUACCUCUUGAUGCAGUGGAUUAAGGUAUUUCGACUGUACUAUUGUAUGGAUUGCCGACGCAAGAUGCCGCCGUUAGAAUCUGGAAGCAACAGUGGACCCUUUUGCACAUGUAAUGUCAGGAUCACAUCCUCGCCUGUUUUCGGAAAGAAUAAAGUGGCCCCUUUGGACGUGGGAGAAGACAGUUAUUGUGGCGAUCCGAACACGUCCAGAUCAGAAACAGGAACAUCUAUGACAGCAGCUGCAACAGUAACAUCAACGCAGGAUGGCAAGACGCAAUACCAAGAACUCCAUGGCGAAUCCAGAACACAGAAGACCCAAGGUAGAAAACAUAAAUCUAAACAGAAAAAGGUCAUUGAUGACAACGGGGGUCCUUUUGCCCCUUACCGAGAAAAGAUCGCUGGCAGGGCUAUAGCAAGGAGGAAGAAAGGGAUAACGCAACAGUGUUUGAAUCAAUCAGAAAUAGAGAUGACAAUGAACAUAUUAAAUGCGAGACAGCCAGGUGGUGGUGUUCAACCGAAACAAGCUGUGUUCAAAUAUCCAGCCAAAAGAAUAUCCGACCAGCAAAAGAAAGCAGGACAGCGCAGGAGGAGGUCAGGCUUUCAGGAGAUUCAGUUAAAGAUGGCUGAUGGCGCAAAGGGAGCUGAAGAAGGGGAAGCCAAUGUUGAGGCAUCUGACGUUACACUGGACAACAAUGGUGUAGCUAGUGAAGAUGGUUGUGUGGACAAUGAAGAUGACGUAAGGGAUGUUGGCUUCUUCUUCGUGGACACUGACAUGGACGAACAGUUUGAGAGAAAUCCACUUGGUCAAACGGACCUUCAGAGUUUCUUGACCUAUGAAAGGGAUCCGAAAACAGGCACUGUUAAUCCUGGUUUCGGUGGACAACCUGUUUUGAAACAGCCAAAGAAGAAAACGGAGAGCAUUGCUUGAAACAGCAUUGUUUGUGUUUAAUAUGUCAAUAUUAUAAUUGUGUUUGGUAUUUCAAUACUAUAAUUGUGUUUGUUAUGUGCACACUAUAACUGUGUUUUGUAUGUCAGUACUAUAAUCUGUGAUGCAUUACAAGUGCAUCCUCUGGGUGUAGCAUUCACCUUCAAUAAACUGCAGGGCAAAAGAAAGUAUACAUGCGAAAAUUGGAUUUGACCAAUACAUUACAAAUGUUUCCUUAACCUUACUAGGCCGAAAACAGUCGCCGACACACUGCAAACGUUAAGUCCAAAACAUAACUACGAUACCCGUAUCAAAUACAUCGCCAUCAAAUAACCAUUUUCUGUUUGUUUCCUUUUUAGCCACAGUCAAACAUGGGUGUUUUCUUUCUUUUGCCUGGCAGUUUAGUUGAUACACGCCUUCAAUGUAUUAAUAUGCAGAGAAAAUAUUUUUAUACCACACAUCUUAUAAUGACGAUAGCUGUUUUCAUGUUCACAUGGAAAUAGCGAGAAAUCACAUGGCAAUCUUAUCAUCAUCCAUUGGAUGGUUCUAUCUUUUAAGCAGUCGGUAGAGCUGACAGCAUAAGGAACUAAUGCUAGUCCGAAGUUACAAGAUUUCAGAUAGGUAAUGACAUUUAGUAGACUGUAAGGAUCUACAUCCUGCAUUAGAAAUGGUACGCUUGUGUUAAUGUCAAUAUGGGAAGCAUAAGCUCAUUCAGCAGCAACCCUCAUACUUGACAGAAUAAUAUACUUCUUGUGUGAUACUAUGACGAAAAUGAUUUGUGCAUCUAUUCAAUAAGGAGUAUAUAAAUUGAUGGCUAAACUAUGAACAUUGAAUCCCUACGUCAUAAUGACAGUAGGGUCAUCAGUAUUGUACAGUUGUUAUCAGACAAAUAGAUUAUUUCAGUUAGGCCAUUUGACCCAUUGUACAAAUGAUAAUUCAUAUUUAUGUGCGCUUCAAAUUACAGAUUGUCUCUGAAAUAACAUAUUAUAGGUGCGCUUCUACAACUGUACAAUUAUCGUGUUUCCUGUAUCUAAAUAUACUGAACCGCAAAAGAAACAUCACCAUGAAUAAAUAUAUGAGAAACCUUAUUUGUCCAAACACUGUUAAUAUACUUUGAGACAUAUUACAAAGAUGAAACUUAGCAAAACUGAUUACCAAGGUUGAAAUUUAAGUGUCAAAUGUUCUUAAAGUGAAACACAACACCAGUCUCUCAGAAAAUGGCAUCACAAGUCAGUAUCUCGGGUGUCCGCCAUGUGCAUUGAUGACUGCCGUGCAACAUCGACACAUGAAAUGGAUGAGGCGGUUGAUGAAAGCCAUAGGCACUUGCGCCUACACUCUGAGGAACGUCUUUGAAUCCUGUUUUUGACUGAGGGCAGGCCACUGCAUGGUUCUGAUGCAAUUCUGCAAGAGGAAGUCUCUUGUUGCUCUCGCAGUGUGGGCACGGGCGUUAUCAUGCUGAAACUCGUGCCAAAUGAGGUAUGACGUGUGGUCUCAAGACUUGAUCAAUGUACCGAGGUGCUGUGACACCAUUGCCUCUCCCUGGACCGAUGUACUGGAAGCCCACAGGGCCGACCCUCUGUGCUUCUGGUCGUCCGCUACGUUGUCGGUCAUCUGUAGUGUUGGUGGUCUGGUACCGUUGCUGGAGCCUUAUAUGGUCCUCACGUGAACUUGCCGGGCGGUUCGUCCAGCUCGCAAUCGUCCAAGGGCUUGCAAUCAAUUUCUUGUCAAUCUUGGUAUGUUGUAGCAAUUCAAUAACGAAUGCUAUCCGAUCUGGGUGGAUUUUUAUAGGGCAAGAAAUGGGGGAACGCAUGUACAUUUCAAUUUACACGGAACUCAUGUGCAUCGGUUUACCAUGGCCAUUGCCGUGAUGCGUUUGUGCGAUCGGUUUUAUUGUCAUCUGCUUUGUUUUUUUUAUCAUCAUUUUUUUUUUUCCGGACAAGGUCAUGUUAAAUUUAAGAAACUUUGAUAAAAAUUACCCAGAUAUUUAAAUGACAACUUUGCAUGCAAUGUUACUUCAUGCGAAGCCUAAUUUGACGGAGAGUUGUUCGACAUAAUCAGGGAGCCUUUGGUCAUUUCGGUUAUGACAUUGGUGACUUUAUCGUGGAGAAAGUUCCAAUUCAAGAUGACAUCAUUCCGAUUCACACCUCGAAUCGACAAGAUGGCGCCUCUCUUCCCGCCCUUGCAAGUGCAACAGAAACAUUGAUAUUCAGUGACGACUCUUGGGAUUAGUGAAUCAGUGUCGCAGCUAGAUUUCAUUGUGGAACCGAAUAUGUAUGUUCACACUUCUUUUGUCAACCAUGCGUGACACGGCACAGGCAAUCGCAGUUAGGGAAUGGUGCGGCCACCAUGUUGCAGAAAUUCGUCGAUUCGAAAACAUUGCUUCUGGACUGAGCUAAAUAAACGAAGUGUUUGGAGAGAUCGUAGAUACUUGGACUUGAAGAAACGAAAUUAAACGUUGCAGCAGAUGAAGGAUUGGUGUGGACAAAACGGGAAAGGGAUCCCAGAUUGUAUUUUAAAACUUGUGCGCGAAGUGUAUCCAAAUACCCCGAACAAAAAUUACAUGGGACAAGUGUGGAUCUAAUGAUCAAACUCAGUUUUGUGUGUGAAAAUUCUGUGAAUGAAAAGGAAAUUCAUAAUUAAAGUUGUCUUGGAAUAUG
This is a messenger RNA of Haliotis rufescens (red abalone), 4720 nucleotides long. RefSeq lists its product as uncharacterized. The record is from RefSeq and is a predicted model, not a curated record. Lineage: Eukaryota; Metazoa; Mollusca; Gastropoda; Lepetellida; Haliotidae. The transcript is spliced from 8 exons. The coding region runs from base 330 to 2066 and encodes 578 amino acids.